Thelazia callipaeda (thelaziosis nematode) is the source of this 2820-nucleotide messenger RNA. NCBI's taxonomy places the organism in Eukaryota, Metazoa, Nematoda, Chromadorea, Rhabditida, Thelaziidae. The record is from the annotation of a GenBank genome assembly.
AUGUUUAGAGAUAUCCGUUGGUUAAGCAAUCAUCGACGACAGUUUGUUGCUAUUUCGAUUGAGCAGAUAGCACUUUAUGAAGAUGUUGACAAAUGUCGACCAAAGUUACUUCAUUGUUUGCCAUUUAAUCAAAAUAGCGAAGAGGAACGUCUCCAGUCCUUUGACUUGAGUCCCUUAUCUGAUGAAGCUUUAGCAUUGGGCUACGCAAAUGGCAAAGUAGUAUUAUCAAAAGUUGCUGCAGAACCGGUCAUGAAAAAUCUUAACUAUACUGUGGAAUUAGCUCGUGACGUACGAAGAGCGGUUACUUUCCUGAAUUUCAGUCCAAUUAUGAAUGUUCAUUUAGCUGCAUGUUUCGAAAGGGGACGUUCUCAAGAUUAUACUGUUUGUGUUUAUGAUGUCAGUAAUCCAAAGUUACAUGUUUUCUGUGUGAAUUGCAGUGAAGAUGUAACAGAUCAAACUUGGCUCAAGGACAGUUCGAGCAUGCUUUGCCUGGGAUGUUCUCGUUCGAUAAAGUUUUUUGACCUACGUGAAGGUUCUCGGCCAGUAUGUUCCUUUUCUGUUUCUAAUCAAGUGCGAAGCAUAAGUGCUGGUGAUGUACACUUGUGUAUUGCAUGUAUCAUUGAAGAUUACGCAUAUAUUUAUGACCGAAGGCAUUUGACUUCUCCUAUUUACAAACUACCAGUUUCGUAUUUUAGGAAAAAUGAUACUGGCGCCGUAAAGAUAUUAUGGAAUCCUUAUUUUACAAGUAGCUUGACAUGCUUUCGUCGCAAUGGCCGUGUCAUUACUGAAUUUAUGUCUUCGAGUGAAAACACACUGGACGAACACGGAAUCACGGAACUUGCUAGUCUUUCAAUGACUGAUACUGUUGAUAUGGUGCAAAGUGGAUUUCGACGUAUUCGUUAUUCAGAGGAUAGUGGUUCCAUCAAAUUGUCACAUCCUUAUUUAGAACUAAACCAUAAGGUGUAUGGUGUUUCAAGGGUCUCUGGGUUCAGUUGGCAUCCGGAGAAACGUGAUCGGCUGUUAGUAGUUGCUCCAGAUGGAGGGCGUGGCGCUUUUGAAAUCAGACUUACUACUAUGUGCAGAUUUGUAACUGGGGAUUAUUCAUCACAAGGCUUUCUUGCUCAUGCAUUCGGAACUGAGCUUUACAUACGUAAUGCUGAUUCAUCAGCUACUGAUAUAUCGCCUGAUAUAUCAUUUGUUAUGAAGAAUCGUGCUGCUAAAAAUUUCGGAGCUCCUUCGAGCAUUACUUUGGAAGCUUAUGUCCAGUCCUGCAAAGAAAUCAUUGAUAAUUGCCCAUAUUCAUCAUUUGAAAUGAAAUGGCUUUGGAAGUGGAUGCGCCGUAUGAUUUGUAUUGUCGACUGGAGGCCAUGUGUCUAUAAGACACUGUUCCCGGGUGUUAUAGAUCUUAUGCAGUGCAGUUUGAAUCCAGAAAGUGAAGAGUUAACUACAGAACGAAUAUUUGUGAUUGAUCCGUUUCUUGGACGUAUCAGAUUGUACAGAGGAAAAGAACGAAACCGAGUGCUUCGUAUAUGUGGUUGGCCAGCUCUGGGCGAUCUUACUCAGCUUGAUAUGUUCAUCGAAGAAAAUCUCAUGGAACGGGAAACACAAAAUAGAGCAAUUGCUGCAGCACUUAUAACAGCCAAUUCAACGAGAAUUAAAAAAAUUUUAAAUUUGAUGUUGGAAAAAGCUAAAAACUCUAGUGAGGAACUGCUGGAAGUAGAAACAUUGAAAGAAGCUUUGCAACACUAUCGGGGGAUUUCAGAACAAUGGAGAUCAUCCUCCGAACGUUUGAAAAGCAUUGUCAAGGACCCGUACUUGAGUAUGGUUAUAACCUUUUUGGAUGGACACUGUGACAAUUUUUCCAGUCUUCAGUGCAUUAUUCAUCAAAAAGACAUUCCAUUGGAGGACAGAAUUGCUUUUGCUGCUAUUCAUCUUAGCGAUCAGUAUUUUAUGAAAUCCAUGAGAGAAUUGUUCAUUGAUGCGUGUUUGUAUCGGAAACUUUCUGGUUUAUUUAUUGUUGGCAUUUCUUCUGAAAAAGCUACUCAUGAUUUGUUAUCCCAAUAUGUAGAUCAUACCGGUGAUAUACAAACUGCUGCAGUUUUGUUAGCAAUAGGACAGUGUUUCGUGAAAGAUUAUUUUUGGCCUUCAACUUAUACGACUGAAGAAAUUGCCAGUAGUGAUUUUCAGCUCUUUAUGGUUGAAGAAAAAGAAACAGUUAUUGAGGAAAAUGAGUAUAUGAAAAGAAGUUGUGCCAUUGUCAUCGAUUAUAUGGAUAUGCUUAAUACGUGGGGUAUGUGGAUACAAAGAGCUCGUCUUGAUUGCGUUUUGGGCUGGAGGAGAGAUUCUUUUUUCUUUAAAUCGAAAAUGAAACAAAGUGUUGAACAGGUGGAAAUAUGUUGUCAAUUUUGUCCUCAGAAUAUCACCAUGGGUAAAGCAGAUAACUCAUCAGUUCCGGCAUCAUCUUCAGUAUUGGUUCCAACUACCCGAUCUCUUGCUAAGACAUCUUCAGCUUCAUCCUCUAUUACUUUACGAGAAAUGGCCUGUCCUCAUUGUUUAAAACCACUCCCAAAAUGCAUCCUUUGUCAUAGGCACAUGGGUGCGUACGUUCAAACGGAAUGUCGUGAUCUUGGUCGCUUGUCUUCCUGGUUCACAUGGUGCCAAAAAUGUCGCCAUGGAGGGCACUUGGCACAUUUACGUCACUGGUUUAGCGAACAUGAAGAAUGUGCAGCUAGUGGUUGUUUGUGUAACUGUAAAGGUGAAGGAUCAAUGGAACUCAACACUGAGUCAUCACAAACAUGCAAGCUCUGUGAAGACUUAUGA